Cylas formicarius (sweet potato weevil) is the source of this 2471-nucleotide messenger RNA. RefSeq names its product exocyst complex component 6 (gene Sec15). Gene Ontology annotation, biological process: Golgi to plasma membrane transport; intracellular protein transport; exocytosis. Gene Ontology annotation, cellular component: membrane; exocyst. The transcript has 11 exons. The coding region runs from base 113 to 2440 and encodes 775 amino acids. NCBI's taxonomy places the organism in Eukaryota, Metazoa, Arthropoda, Insecta, Coleoptera, Brentidae. The record is from RefSeq and is a predicted model, not a curated record.
AUUUUAUUAGAUGUUGGGAACACUUAUUGGCAAAUUUUGAGGUUACGUUACGUUGUGUUUGUCAAUUUUUAAAUCCGCUUUAAAUGUAACGAAAGCGAGAAAGACCAGCGAGAUGGAGUAUUCGUCGGACACCAGCAAUUUGGACGCCCAGCUGGAUUUAUAUUUGCAAGAAAUCGAGGGCGUAGACGAAUAUUGGGGUCCCACGUUCAGGGCGAUCUUCGAUAACAACCAACAUGCGGAAUUCAAGCAAAAGUUAGAGGAACGCAUCAAGCACCACGACAAAGACAUCGAGAGACUUUGCAAUGUUUAUUACCAAGGGUUCAUUGACUCGGUCAGAGAGCUCCUGGUGGUGAAAUAUCAGUCUAAAAACUUAAACGAACAAGUGGUAAGCUUAGACAAGGAGCUGCACACUUCUUCGCAGGCGAUUUGUAAGUCGGGCGCCGAAUUGCUGAAAGCGAGGAAGGUUCAAAGCAACAUCGCGACGGUCGUGAGUCAACUGAAUCUGUGUUUGCCGGUGUUUGUUACCUACUCCAAGUUGCAAAAACAAAUUUCGGAAAAAAGGUAUUACCCCGCUCUGAAAACUCUGGAAGAGCUCGAGCAUCUGCAUUUGCCUCACGUGGCGAACUAUCGGUUUUCGAAUCAGCUCAGAGCGAAAAUUCCCAAAUACCGGGAGAAAAUAGAGACGGCUUCGAUGUCGGACUUGAAAGAUUUUCUCGAAAAUAUCAGGAAAUUUUCGCCCAAAAUCGGCGAGGUAGCCAUGAGGCACACCACCGAGCAGCUGGCUAGCGAUCCGACCGUCAUUGGUAGAAAGAAAAAGAGAAAUUUGAGGCAACCCUCGGAAUCGGGGGACCAUUUCUCUGAAGACGACCUCAGUCCUCAGGAGUUGAUAGAUUUCUCCCCAAUAUACCGGGGGUUGCAUAUUGCUCACGUCCUCGGCAAAGUGGCGACAUUCGAGACGUAUUACAGGGCAGAGAGGACCAAACAAGCGCGCCUCGUUUUGCAGCCUCCCACCAAUAUGCACGAAUCCGAGGAAAGUUACAGAAAUUACAUAUAUUCGGUUUUGGGUUUCUUUAUUCUCGAAGAUCACGUCCUAAACACCGGGGGAGGGCUGAUAACGAAAGCGUUUCUGGAAGACAUGUGGACCAUGGCCUUAUCCAAAGUAACCACGGCGUUACAAACUCAUUCGGCGUACUGCACGGACGCCACAUUGAUCCUGAGGAUAAAAGAUCUCAUUAUGCUUUUCUGCACGACGCUGCGUAACUACGGUUAUUCGGUGAAACCCCUAUGGGAACUGAUGAGGGAGUUGAGGGACCAUUACACCGAGGUGCUGAUGCAACGCUGGGUUCAGGUAUUCAGGGAGAUUUUGUCCAAGGAGGACUUUCAGCCGAUCAAAAUCGAUGACCAGGAGCAGUUCGAACAGAUCCUGCUAUCGUUCCCGUGGGAGGGAGACUUGCCGGACGACGUGCGCUUUCCCUAUUGCUUCCCGUUUUCCAGCAUGGUGCCGAAAGUAUACCAACAGGUCAAGGAAUUCAUAUACGCGUGCCUCAAAUUCUCAGAGGAUUUGAAUUUGAGCCAGGUCGAAGUGGAUGAGAUGAUUCGUAAAUCGAUGAACCUGCUGCUGACCCGGACGUUUAGCGGCUGCCUGUCGUCGACGUUCCGUAGUCCGAACGUAAACUUGCAAAAAAUAUGCCAGAUUAUCAUCGACACGGGCUAUUUGGAGGACGCGAACGUGUAUUUGGACCAAUUCAUUUCGAAUAUCACCGGCGAGGAAAGCCGAAGCGUGACGACCGGCCAAGGUCAACACGCGAUGUUCAAAACCGCGAGGGAGGACGCAGUCCGCCAAAUCUGCGAGAAGCUCAAGCAGAAACUGGACGAGUUUCUGGAGCUGGAAAGUUACGAUUGGGUGCUGGUCGAGCCGAAGGGACACGCCUCCAGUUUUAUAUCGGACAUGAUCGCGUACUUGCAGACGACUUUCCAGAGUUUCACCACCUUGCCGCCGGAAGUGGCGCAGGUGGCGUGCAAGGCCGCCUGCGAGCACAUCGCCAGGUCGAUGUUCGCGUUAAUGAUGAACAAUGAAACCAAACAGGUUUCCAUGGGCGCCUUGAAUCAGUUUAAUUUGGACCUCCUUCAGUGCGAACAGUUUGCCGCUUCCGAACCUGUCAAGGGCUUGCAGCAGGACGAGUUGCUCUCGUAUUUCAGCAAGCUGCGGGAAAUCUUAGACUUGCUAAUUUCGUGGGACUGGCCCGCUUACUUUCACGAUUACGGCCAAGAGACGAGCAAGUAUAAAAAGGUCCAUCCGGAGACCGCCAUCGUUCUACUAGAAAAGUUGAAGGAAGGCGAUAAGAAGAACAUGUUUACCGUUUUGAAGAAGAACGAGCGGGACAAAAAGAAGCUGCUCGAGACCGUAUUAAAACAACUCAAACAAUUGUCUAUUAAAUGAAACUAACUAAGUAAAAAUAUAAAUAAAAUUA